CCGGCUUCGUCUUGAGCAGGUAGUUGUCGAUGCCCCCAUGCUGUAGUGGCCGUCCCCUGGCGUCAGCAAAUCACGCGAACCCGGACGCCGCGUGCGGGACUCGCCUUGUGGAUCGUCUUGAGCGCGCGCGCGGUGAGCUUCACGCGGAGGUGAUGCUGGAGAGUGUCGGAGAAUAGGCGUCGGUUGUGGAUGUUGGGCAGCCAUGUCCUGCGUGUCUUGUGCUUCGAGUUCGAGAUAUUGAGGGGAACAUGACAGUGACCGGGACAAGCAGGAGAUGGAGAGGGACGUGAGGACCAGACCAGUCCUCGUCGGCGUCGAGGUGGGUACUGGUGCCAACUCGCGCGGGCGCUCCUACAUACCAGAGUAUCUGCUAUUUUCGACGACAAGCCGACGUUAUGCCCAGAAAUAGGCCCAAGGGAGUUAUCCGAUUAGAUAAGAUGAUCACCGUGGUCCGUGGAGCCUGCUGACCGGGCGAGCUCACGGCAGUCGCAGCUCGCUUGGUUGCAUCUGUUGAUUCGGCCGAGGUUCUCGCUGCAAGGCACUCCCAAACAUCCACAAAAAGCCUCAAACCGCCGCCGACGGUGCUGGCACUCCCCCCGCAAGCUAUCUGACUGCCCCGCUGCACCCGCCAGCUCUCUCUGCGACCCAGACCUACCGACGAGACGACACACCGGCAUAGUUUGCAUCCAUACCCGGUCCUCGUGACAAUAUGCUCUCCCGUCGUGUCGCACGCUCGUUGCACGGCAGGCACUUCGCUGCUGCCCCCACUGCUUCUGCACUCUACCGCGGCUUCGCGAGCAGCUCUCUUAGGAUGCGUGAGUCCCUUUCCCGAUUUCUGACUCGUUGGGGCGCCCGGAAGCUAACGUUAACUCGCUCUACAAACUCUGGUUGGCUGCCGCUCCCGUCGCACCGUGCUCUGCCGUGCAACCGGACGGGGACGCUUGGCGUGUGUGGGGGUGGCUGCGCUCUGGAUGUGGGGUAACUGAUUGGACGGGUCUGCAGAGAACAAGAUCGUCGUCCAGAACCCGAUCGUUGAGCUUGAUGGAGAUGAGAUGACGAGGAUUAUCUGGAAGAAGAUCCGGGAGGAGUUGAUACUUCCAUAUCUACAACUGGACAUCGAGUACUACGACCUCGGGCUCGAGCACCGUGAUGCGACGGACGACAAGGUGACCGUCGAGGCGGCCGAGGCGAUCCUGAAGCACAAGGUCGGCAUCAAGUGCGCGACGAUCACGCCCGACGAGGCGCGCGUCGCCGAGUUCAAGCUCAAGCAGAUGUGGAAGAGCCCGAACGGGACGAUCCGCAACAUCCUCGGCGGCACCGUCUUCCGCGAGCCGAUCGUGCUCGCGCGCAUCCCGCGCCCUGUGCCCGGGUGGAAGAACCCAAUCGUGAUUGGGCGGCACGCGUUCGGGGACCAGUAUCGCGCGUCGGACUUCCUUGCGCCGGGGCCAGGCAAGCUGGAGCUGGUGUACACGCCGGCGGAUGGGGGCAAGCCGACGAGUAUCAAUGUGUAUGACUUCAAGGGCGCCGGCGUCGCGCUUGCGAUGUACAACACUGACGAGUCGAUCCGUGGCUUUGCCCACUCGUCGUUCAAGAUGGCGCUCCAGAAGAAGCUGCCUCUGUUCAUGUCGACCAAGAACACGAUCUUGAAGAAGUACGACGGACGGUUCAAGGAUAUCUUCCAGGAGAUUUACGAAAGCGAGUACAAGGCCGCCUUCGACUCUGCAGGGAUCUACUACGAGCACCGGCUGAUCGACGACAUGGUCGCGCAAGCGAUCAAGUCUUCGGGCGGGUUCGUGUGGGCGUGCAAGAACUACGACGGGGACGUGCAGUCGGACAUCCUCGCGCAGGGCUUCGGCUCGCUGGGGAUGAUGACCUCAGAGCUGAUCACGCCCGCCGGGGACGUGAUCGAGAGCGAGGCGGCGCACGGGACGGUGACGCGGCACUACCGGGAGUGGCAGAAGGGGCGGGAAACGUCGACGAACCCGGUGGCGUCGAUCUUCGCGUGGACGCGGGGGCUGCUGCACCGGGCGAAGCUGGACGGGAACGCGGCGCUGAAGACGUUCUGCGAGGAGCUGGAGGCGGCGUGCGUGGAGGUGAUCGACCAGGACGGGGUGAUGACGAAGGACCUUGCGCUGGCGAUCCACGGGAAGGAGAUGAAGCGGGAGCACUGGGUCGUGACGGACGUGUACAUGGACAAGGUUAACGAGAAGCUCAAGCAGAAGCUGGCGGCGCGUGCGAAGCUGUGAAGCUUUCGUGGUGUAGGAAGUCUUGCUUGGAUAGUGAUCGCGGCUGCGCACCGCGUGUUGUGUGUGUAAUGUAUGUACGCUGUCAGCUACGGGACUUGCAAGCGAAACAGAACCUAGACAGAAACCACGAGCACAGGCCAAUGCUAACCUGGAGAAUAUCGUAGGCGAUACAAUCGGUCAAUGGAGAUCAAUCAGGUCGAAACACACGUUCC
Messenger RNA from Dichomitus squalens LYAD-421 SS1, 2458 nucleotides. RefSeq names its product isocitrate dehydrogenase NADP-dependent. Gene Ontology annotation, cellular component: mitochondrion. Gene Ontology annotation, molecular function: isocitrate dehydrogenase (NADP+) activity; magnesium ion binding; NAD binding. NCBI's taxonomy places the organism in Eukaryota, Fungi, Basidiomycota, Agaricomycetes, Polyporales, Polyporaceae. The transcript has 9 exons. Gene Ontology annotation, biological process: isocitrate metabolic process. The record is from RefSeq and is a predicted model, not a curated record. The coding region runs from base 1053 to 2246 and encodes 397 amino acids.